Messenger RNA from Rosa chinensis, 1076 nucleotides. Its product is annotated as F-box protein CPR1. Bases 18 to 1076 code for a protein of 352 amino acids. The transcript has a single exon. The record is from RefSeq and is a predicted model, not a curated record. Lineage: Eukaryota; Viridiplantae; Streptophyta; Magnoliopsida; Rosales; Rosaceae. Gene Ontology annotation, molecular function: protein binding.
UUUUAGUUUCUGUCAGGAUGAAGGACUCGCAUACGAAAAAUUUCAUAUGUGAAGAUAUCUUGAUUAACAUUUUAGCAAGACUGCCUGCCAAAUCCCUCGUACGGUUUAUGUGUGUAUGCAAGUCAUGGAGUAAUUUGAUUGGCAGCUCAAGCUUUAUUACCACACAUCUCAACAGGAACAUCAAAAAUCAUGAUCAUCUCUAUCUAAUUUCUCACCACUAUUAUAGAGGCGGGCGCCGCUCACUCAUAUCACUUUUUUCUAAUGAAACAUUUGAGCAGUGCUUGGAGUUACAACAUCCCUCGUGGACCAAAGAACGGUUUAGAGUAUAUGGUUCAAGCAAUGGUUUAGUUUGUAUCUCUGAUAAAAGAUUGAGUUCAACGAGUUCUAUAUGCAUAUGGAACCCAUCUAUUAGAAAAUCUCUAUCUCUUCCCAAGACCUACAUCCCAGAUCAUAGCAACUUAGAUUCAGAAAUCUCCCUGUCAUUCUGUUUUCACCCAAAUCAUAAUGAUUACAAGGUGGUAAAGAUGUUGCAUGAAUGGAACAAGGUUUCCAUGGAAGUUGAGGUGUAUAGUCUUAGCAACAACUCCUGGAAGGUGAUUGAAAUUACUCCUUGGUUAAAUUCUGGAUGGUGGUAUCUCACAGGUUAUGAGGUUUGCAAUGGAAUAGUAUAUUGGCUGAUUUCUGGAGGUCAUUAUAGGAUUGUGUCCUUUGAUACAGGGAGGGAAAAAUUUGGUGAGUUAGUGGUUCCAGAACCCAUAUUGCCGGUUAAGGGUGCUGUCAAGAUUGAAGUGUACAAGGAAACCAUAUGCCUGCUUCAAGGUGAAACAGAUGUUGAUUUAUGGGUUCUGCAAGAAGGGUCUUUUCAAAGGCUGCGUACUAUUUUACUGCCUCGAGCAAAUAUUUUCAUACUAAUUGGCUUAUUUACAGAUAAUGGACUCUUGGUACAAGAACAAUCAAGAUUCACUGAGCUAGAUUUGUUUGAUCUUGAAUCCAACCAGCUUAAAAGUACCGGAAUCCUUAUGUGCCAACGUAAGCUCCAUACUUACAUAGAAAGUCUAGUUCUACUCGAUCAUUGA